ACCCGCUGCGUAUUUGGAAUAGUUGUUACUUCCGGGUCUGGAACUUCAAUGAAAGCAUAGUUUUGCCGUAACUGUUGUGCACUGUAUUGGACUUUAUGGCCAGACGUUCGAACUCAUUUGAUUAAUUCCAGACAAAGUCAUAAAUGAGCAGAUAACAGCGCAUUUUAGGCAGUUAUUCUGGGUAACAGCUGUAGACAUGUCGUAUCCUUUACUUACUGUCACAGGAAUAUAACGGGUCUCCAAGUUGGAAAAGAUUCUUUUAAUCUUCAAUAGAAGAUACGUUACUAACUGAAGGGGAUAUUCUGCAUCAACAGUUGUGUUGCUGACAUCCAUUCUACUGACAAGAGGAGGUAUGUCAGAACAACAUGAUGAUUCCACAGAUGUUAAAGAACUCUCAACUAAUGCAGCUCAUCCAGCUGCAGAGGACCUUGACUCUGACCAAGAGGAAAACAGCAUGAGUCAAGAGUUCCCAAGGCAUGCAGCUGCUGAAAUUACAGUGACUGGUAAUGGUGAGUUGGAAGACUCAUCGGAGCACAUAUUCAACAGGGACAUGAAACAUUCCAUACCACCUGGUUUGAACAUGUCUGAAACCCACAUGACUUCCAGCAACUAUGGAAGUUCGUCAGAGGGUAUCAUUGAAGCAGGACCAUAUCAAGAUUCUUCUGUUCAUUUCCAGUCACCAGUUAUAUCUCCAAGCAGUGCAGCAGCCAGCAGAUUGGCCAACCAAAGCAGUGAUUUAAGUACUGCUUCAGUUGACUUUAAAGAAGAAAGUCAAAGUGGACCAGUUGUUCUUGCAGAGGAAGCAAAGAAUCCAGCAAUUGAAAAAUUGGAACUCGUUAGAAAAUGGAGUGUAAAUACAUACAAAUGCACACGACAGAUCUUGUCUGAGAAGCUAGGUCGUGGUUCUAGGACGGUGGAUUUGGAGCUAGAAGCACAGAUAGAAGUGCUAAGAGAUAAUAAGAGAAAGUAUGAAAAUGUACUACGACUGGCUCAGACAUUAGCAACACAGCUGCACCAGAUGGUACUUACACAAAGGCAGCUAGGAGAUGCUUUUACAGACCUCAGCAUGAAAUCACCAGAGCUCCAUGAAGAGUUUGGGUAUAAUGCAGAAACUCAGAAAUUGCUGGCCAAAAAUGGAGAGACACUCCUCGGGGCAAUAAACUUUUUUAUUUCUAGUGUAAAUACAUUGGUUAAUAAAACUAUUGAAGAUACAUUGGUUACUGUCAAACAGUAUGAAAAUGCAAGAAUAGAAUAUGAUGCAUACCGUACAGAUCUGGAGGAACUUAAUCUGGGUCCAAGAGAUGCAAAUACCCUACCAAAGAUUGAACAGUCACAGCAACUGUUCCAAAUGCACAAGGAGAAGUAUGACAAAAUGCGAAGCAAUGUGUCUGUCAAACUCAAAUUUCUGGAAGAAAACAAGGUCAAGGUGCUACACAAUCAGCUUGUUCUUUUCCAUAAUGCUGUUGCUGCAUACUAUGCUGGGAAUCAACAACAGCUUGAACAGACACUCAAACAGUUCCACAUCAAAUUGAAAAUUCCUGGAUCAGAUGGCAUGUCUUUUCUUGAACAGCAAUAACAACUACAGAUAUAGAGCAAUUUUUUUCUUAGCAAUGACCAGAACACUCGAGAAGGUUGGUGGAAGAAGGGGCUUGGGGGGCUUGGGAGGACUGUCAUAGGCAUUCUUAAAAACAUGUAACUUUCCUUUUUCUUUUGUAAACUUUAACAUUCACCUUAGUAAUUACAGGGGUUCUUUUAUCUAACCAAACAUAUGUAUAACAAUAGCAAAAUGUUCUCAUUUUGUAUAUAAAGUUACUGAUUCUAGUUUAUAAACCUCUAAUGUAGUUUUGCACUAAAGAGAAUGUUUUUCUUCCUGUGAUUUAUUCUGGUCACUGAGGUGGCUGACUGUAAUGUUUCCAAAGCUGGUUUACACAGUUUGUACCAACAUCUGAUAUUUUAUAUAUAAAAUGUCUUUAAAAUGUUUCAUGUGAUUGUUUUAAAAAUGAGGGGUAUCUUUUGUAAAGAUCAGUUAUUAAGAUCAUUGUAUAGUAUUCAUGCAGAAGCAGUGGAUGCUAUCUGUCAAGAUUUGCACUCCAUCUUGCAGCAAAUACUUUUAGGUGGUUCUAUUAACCACGUCAUUUUGUGGAAGAAUGUUUUUAGGAGUGACAGCCUUCUGUCAAAUAACUCUAAGGAGCUGGCUUCCAUUACUUGGUAACAUGCACAGAUGUCUUUAAUUGCACAAUACUGAUUUCACAUUUCAAACCACAGUAUUCAACUCUGAAUUUGGACCAUUAUGUAUUUGUUAUAAGUAACUACGACUGCAUGAUCUGCAUAGAAGAAAUACCAGCCUUAACCCACUUGCUGUGUGCCUUUUAUAGUGUAUAUAUUUGUACAUUCUCUCUAUUAAAGCUGCCAGGCACCAAGUGUGCACAGAAAUUCCAUGGCAGCAUCAUUUCUCUCUGUUCUUAGGGACGUGCUUCUUUUGAACUUUUCAGAAUCUGACAUGCAGACAUAAUGGCAAAAUGCACAUUCUGGUUAACUGAACUGAGGCAUUAUAAGAUUGUCUUUCAUGUUACUACUUGUAGCUGAAAUAAAACAGUUUUGCAAAGAGCCUCGAAUUUGUAGCAAAUGUAAAAUUACGUUUGUGUUUUACCACAUGCCAAAAAACAGAAUUACUGAGUUAAGAUAUUUCCUGUUAAGUUUGUGUGUUUACAUCUGUUUGGUAUUCUAGUCCAGUUGUAUUUUAUCUGAAGUGAAAUGAAGUAAUUACACAGUAUAUAAUGAGUAAAGAUGUGUAUAGGGUUUAUAUGAUUUAUGUGAUAUGUUUGUAUUACUUGUUCUGUCGAUUACUUUGUUAAUAUGCCGAACCUAAAGUAAGAAUAUGUAACAAAAUACAUAUAUCUGAGUUGCAUUGUUUGGGUUUUAUUUACCAUUCUGUAUUCUGUUUUGACAGAUUUAAGUGUUCUUUUUACCAGUUGUGAAAGAGUCACUACUGUAUUACAACCAAACAGAAUUAAAAAUGUUCCCAGAUUAUGACUCCAGUAUGACUGCGUGGUCACGAUUAAAGGUGUUUGCUGCAAAACUA
Messenger RNA from Protopterus annectens (West African lungfish), 3082 nucleotides. It is a transcript of the gene ARFIP1, whose product is annotated as ADP ribosylation factor interacting protein 1. The transcript is spliced from 12 exons. Gene Ontology annotation, molecular function: protein domain specific binding; phospholipid binding. Gene Ontology annotation, biological process: intracellular protein transport; regulation of Arp2/3 complex-mediated actin nucleation. The coding region runs from base 353 to 1576 and encodes 407 amino acids. Gene Ontology annotation, cellular component: trans-Golgi network membrane. The record is from RefSeq and is a predicted model, not a curated record. Lineage: Eukaryota; Metazoa; Chordata; Ceratodontiformes; Protopteridae.